UGGCAGCGCCCGAUUUUUUUAGACGUUUGACAGUUGAUCACGAAACCGCACUCCUUUCGCAAAAAUUCUAAAUAAAACCGUGAAAACAACGCAAAUCAACCCAAAAUGGUGUCUUUAAACCCCGUCCGUGUGCUGAAACACGAAGCCGAGGAGGAAAAGGCGGAAAUCGCGCGUCUUUCCAGCUUCGUGGGGGCCAUCGCCAUCGGAGACCUAGUCAAAAGCACCCUGGGCCCCAAAGGCAUGGACAAAAUCCUGGUUUCCAGCGGCAGGAACGCGGGGCAGGUCGAAGUCACCAACGACGGAGCGACGAUUCUCAAAGCCGUGGGGGUCGACAACCCCGCUGCGAAAAUCUUAGUCGAUAUGUCGAAAGUGCAGGACGAUGAAGUGGGCGACGGGACUACGUCAGUCACAGUUUUAGCGUCUGAGCUUCUCAAAGAGGCCGAACGCCUCAUUGACCAGAAAAUCCACCCCCAGACCAUCAUCGCCGGCUGGCGUAAAGCCGUCGACGUGGCCCGCAAAGCCCUCCGGGACACCUCGCUCGACCACAGCGACAACAACGAGAAAUUCCGUGAAGAUCUGAUGAACAUAGCUCGUACUACUCUAAGCUCGAAAAUCCUCUCUCAACACAAAGAGCACUUCGCCAAGCUCGCCGUCGACGCGGUCGUGCGUUUGAAGGGCUCCGGAGAUCUGCAAGCCAUCCAACUCAUCAAAAAGUCGGGAGGAACUCUGGAGGAGUCCUUCCUGGACGAGGGUUUCCUGUUGGACAAAAAACCAGGCGUCCACCAGCCGAAGCGGGUCGAAAACGCCAAGAUUUUAAUCGCCAACACCCCCAUGGACACCGACAAGAUCAAAGUGUUCGGCUCGCACAUCAAAGUCGACUCCAUGGCGAAAAUCGCCGAGCUGGAAGCCGCCGAAAAGGAGAAAAUGAAAGACAAAGUUAACAAAAUCCUCAAACACAACGCCAACGUUUUUAUCAAUAGGCAGUUGAUUUAUAAUUAUCCUGAGCAGCUUUUUGCUGACGCUGGUGUGAUGGCGAUCGAGCAUGCCGACUUUGACGGGAUCGAGCGUCUGGCUUUGGUUACAGGUGGCGAAAUCGUGUCUACGUUCGACAACCCUGAUUUGGUUAGAUUGGGGAAAUGCGAUUUGAUUGAACAGGUUAUGAUCGGCGAAGAUAUUUUGUUGCGUUUCAGUGGGGUCCCCCUGGGCGAGGCUUGCACUGUCGUGAUUCGGGGGGCCACCCAGCAAAUCGUCGACGAAGCCGACAGGUCUCUGCAUGACGCUCUUUGUGUGUUGGCGGCCACAGUCAAGGAGACUCGAAUUGUCUAUGGAGGGGGCUGCAGCGAGACUCUGAUGGCCGUCGCUGUGAGCAAAGCCGCCGCCAAUACGCCGGGGAAGGAGGCGGUGGCCAUGGAGGCCUUCGCCAGGGCGCUGUUGCAGCUGCCGACGAUCAUAGGCGACAAUGCUGGGUAUGACUCAGCUCAGUUGAUUAGCGAGUUGAAGGCGGCGCAUUAUAGUGGGAAUGUGACCGCGGGGCUGAACAUGGAGGCGGGAGAAGUGGGGGAUAUGAAGGCGUUGGGGAUCACGGAGUCGUUCGUCGUGAAGAGGCAGGUCUUGCUUUCGGCGGCUGAGGCAGCCGAGAUGAUUCUGAGAGUGGAUAAUAUUAUUAAGGCGGCGCCGAGGAGGAGAGUGGAAGAUAGAGGGCACUGCUAGGAAGUUUCGAGUUUAGGUUUUAAUGUAUUGCAUUUUAAUAGCUCGCGUUUAAUUUUGUUUGUAUUGACACGAAUAAUGAAUAAUAAAUAACUCAGUAUUUA
Molecule: messenger RNA, 1811 nt
Organism: Zophobas morio
Lineage: Eukaryota; Metazoa; Arthropoda; Insecta; Coleoptera; Tenebrionidae
Gene: CCT2
Product: T-complex protein 1 subunit beta
Exons: 3
Coding region: 106-1710 (534 amino acids)
Biological process (GO): protein folding
Cellular component (GO): chaperonin-containing T-complex; cytosol
Molecular function (GO): ATP-dependent protein folding chaperone; ATP hydrolysis activity; ATP binding
Source: RefSeq, a predicted model, not a curated record